GGCAGACAGUCGCUGAUGAAAAUAAGGAAGUAAACGUCGUCGGAGCGAAGCCGGAGCCCACCUUCUGCUGAAAAGUGAAAGUGGGAUCACUCGACAGCUCUGUAAUAGAAUUCAAGGCACAACGGCUGUGCUAAGGAAGUUAGCCGUCAAGCUAAUUCCUCCACUGACUCCACGUUAUCUCAAAACAAGCACUAGACAGGAAAAAAAACAGAAGGGGGGAGGAAGACACAUACGAGCAUGCACAGUGGUCUCUCUUCGGUCUUUCAUGUUCACUCCUGCAGAGUGGACUGAAAGGACAGGGAGAGGCCCUCAUGACUAAAACAGCUCGUGAAGAGUUCAGGGCCUGGUGACAUACAGAAGGAGACUUACUCCUCUUAUCCCCGGAAUUAUUAUCAGCCACCAUGGACCACAAAGGGGAACUCCUCGGAGGAGCUAUGGGGCUGAAACACGAGGAGCUGCCGCAGAUGGACGGGUUGUGUGAUGCGUGCGAGCCUGACGAGGCCCAACCAGCCACACAAGUGUGCCACUCCUGCAGCUUUGCCUUCUGCCCCGUCCACGCUGACAGACAUGCCAGCAGCACACAUCACCCGCUAAUGCCUUAUAACCAAGAGGAGACACAAGCUAAUGGACUUGGCACCGACAGAGACUCUAGAGUUGGAGGAGGAGCUGAGGAUGUUGCGGGGAGGGCGGCUGGAAUGUGCGCGAAUCAGGGGAUGGCACCGCUUGCGGUGGCAAUGGCUAACGCCGAUGUGAGCGGUGACGCCGGGAGAAAAGAAGGAGCGCAGAAUGGUCCGCAGCUGGAGGCUGAGCUGGGUGACGGAGCUGAGGGUGCAGAAGUGGGGCAGCAGGCCAUGGCUGCUGGAGAGGAUGGGAGGAGGGACACUGUGACAGUAGAGAGACUGCGCUGCAAGGAGCAUGGACAGGAAGGCUCCCUCUACUGUAAACCAGAUGAGAAGAUCAUCUGUGUGGUGUGUGCCGUGCAGGGUGAGCACCGUGAGCAUGAGAUCAUCACCCUGCAUGAGGCCUAUGUGUGGCAGAAGAGCAGGCAGGGUUAUGACUUGCUGGGGUGUACACAGCAGAUGGCUGAGAAGAUCAAGACCAAGUGGACCAACCCUGAGAUGUCCACAGAGGAGCUGGAGGCCUAUGUGAACAGCCAGUUUGAUGAGCUCCGCAGGUUGGUGCGUCUGGAGGAGAAGAGGACCCUUCACCUGGUAGACCUCAAAGAGGCGUUCUUGACAGCUUCUGCUGCUGAGAAAAUCGCAGAGAUCAGCGUCCAAACUGAGCGUCUGCAGGAAGAGAUGGCCAGCAUCACUAACCAGCUGUGUCUGCUGGAACAGGCCGAGGCAGGAGGCCCUGCAGUAGUCGCAGAGGCCCUCAUAGCGGGGCCCGGACCAGCCCACAGAAUGCAGCGCGACAUUGAGGCCAGGCCCAGGCUACCAGAGCCGAGGGCGAACCCCAUGGACCCACGGGACUUUGAAGACAAUGAUUCCGGACCUUCCAUGGACCACGCCCCCUGAUAUCAGCAGACCAGACUCUUGCGACAUCCACCUGUCCUUCAAUGUCUACUUCAGCCAGCCAUCAGCCCUGCUGAGCUGUCAGGCUGGCCCUCCCUCUGUCAGCCGCCUCCCUUUUACCCUGCUCCCCUCCCCUCCCCUCCCCCCUCGGUGCCUGCUGGCAGUGGACUGACCUUGAGAAAGGCUGCUGUGACAAAUAUGGAUGGCCACGUCUUUUCUGCUCUCAAACUUUUUUAAUUCCUCACUGGCUACUAACUUUCUUUAAUUGAGGCAAGCAAGUUAUGUGCAAUCAAUUACCAUCAGACUCAAUUUCCACAGCCAGUCAGAUCCUUGGCUUACUCGCGAGCCUGGCUGAUUCCAAGAGGAGCCUGGCUAGGCAGCCGAGCAGAGCAUCUGUUAAGCCCAACACCGGUCAGGAAUGGGAAAUUCUCUGACAUGGUGAGCUUCACGCUUCGAUAUUUCCUAAUAUAUUUUUGGUUGUGUCGUUUUGACAAACAUUCUGGACACUGUCAGACAUAGAGAGGGAACACUGUCAGAUGCCACAAUGCCUUACGUCGCUCAAGAGAUAUAUUAGAGUGCAAAUUGUUCUGGGUGGCAUUCUUUGAUUGGAAACAGGAGAAAAGGAAAACCUUGUAAAAUGCUGCCUCUUGUACUUGCUAUCACCCUGUUGCCUUGACCCCUCCUUUCCCUCCACCCUCUGCCCCACCUGCUCAUUUCUUCACGCUUGUAGAUUUGUGCGCACUUCCUUGUGUGCUUGUCAGAUCUCUUAUCGCGAGCAGGGGACAUUUUGACACCUAUUGAUCGGUGAAUGCUGCUGAGUCUUUGUUAGGUGAAAAUCGAACUGUAAUUUGACUGUGCAAAAUAGCACUCCCGCAGUAUCAGCUUCCUAUGUACUGUAAUGUAAAGGCUCAUUGCUCCAGGCCAAUCUGCAGCGUGUGACGGAUUACAGUCCUGACAAGCCUACGCACUCUCUACCUUGACCCGCUCAGCCACGGCUCUCAUUCGUGAUGUACCGCCGCACGUCUGUCUGUAUCAGCAGUUUGUUUUUAAUAUGAUUGAUUGUGUCGCCUUAAAUUCAAAAUUGUAAGCGGCGUCACCCACAAUAUGUUUGACAACAGCAUGACUUCACUACUGUCACGCUGUACUAAGAUGCACUGAGAGGUGUACACCCACCCAAGGGAGCGGUUGUUGUGUCAGCAGCCUAUUGAAAUGACUCAUUCUUUAUUCUAGUGUAUCAACAGACAGGAAUCUGACUGAUGUUUCAUCUUGUUUUUAUUUGUCUAUUUUUGUCUUAAAGCUAUAAAUAAACAGUCUUUCUUAGAUUGGA
Chelmon rostratus (copperband butterflyfish) is the source of this 2841-nucleotide messenger RNA. RefSeq names its product tripartite motif containing 44 (gene trim44). The transcript has 7 exons. Gene Ontology annotation, molecular function: zinc ion binding. The record is from RefSeq and is a predicted model, not a curated record. Lineage: Eukaryota; Metazoa; Chordata; Actinopteri; Chaetodontiformes; Chaetodontidae. The coding region runs from base 402 to 1517 and encodes 371 amino acids.